AUGGAUGUUUCUCGAGCCGGUCAGUGCCGGUGUCGCGACCUCGAUCCGCAGAGCAAGGAGAUCCGUCUCGUCAAUGUUCUCGCUGGCCAGCCUUCAGAUCCGAUGCGCUGCUCGCUGAUCUAUACGCCCUUGUCACAUGCAACUGUCCCGUUCGAAACUGUGUCAUAUUGCUGGGGAAGAUCGACAUUGGAGAAGACGAUCGAAAUUGAUGAACGACCUGUUGCAGUGACAGCCAGUGCAGCUGGCGUCCUCUACCGGAUGCGCCUUCCUGACAUCAAUAGACUUCUCUGGAUCGACGCCAUUUCGAUCCGACAAGACUCAGACCGUGAGAAGCCUCACCAAAUUAGCCUAAUGGGCUCAAUUUACUCCCGCGCUUGGAGAAACCUCAUAUGGCUCGGAGACGAU
Molecule: messenger RNA, 405 nt
Organism: Zymoseptoria tritici IPO323
Lineage: Eukaryota; Fungi; Ascomycota; Dothideomycetes; Mycosphaerellales; Mycosphaerellaceae
Exons: 1
Source: RefSeq, a predicted model, not a curated record